This is a messenger RNA of Arabis nemorensis, 1077 nucleotides long. The record is from the annotation of a GenBank genome assembly. Lineage: Eukaryota; Viridiplantae; Streptophyta; Magnoliopsida; Brassicales; Brassicaceae.
AUGGGUUCGCUCUGUUGUGUGGCUGCGAAAUCAGAUAGAUCGAAUUCUGGAAGUGGGGAUUUUUCGUUUGGCCCGCAUGAGCCUUACUGGAGGACGAAUUCAAGUUUCUCUCCACCUUCAUCGAGAUGGGAUGUCCAUGGAUUAAUGGAUGGUAUUAGUUAUUAUGGAUCUUCCGCAUCAUCAAAUACUAAUGCUCUUCGUAGUCCCGACCUUUCUCAUGGUCUUCGUUGGACACGUAAUGACUUUGAACCUGCAGCAAGAAGAGAUCAAAUUCUUAAGCAGCUACCGGGUACAUCAAGAAAUGUUGGUACGGGAUGUUCGUUCUCAUCUUGCUCUGAUAUUGGUGACUCUGAACCUAACCGCAACUUCUCAAGCCGGCGUUUUUUUCUGUCCAAGCCUGUUCAUCCUAUACUGCAUCCUUCCGAUAAUGUUAGAGACACAACAUCUGACUCUGCGGAUGCCUGCAGUUGGAGCAGCGGGACCACAAGCAGCAUCGAUUCUGUUGAUGUUCCCGAACCAAUUCAUGAUUGGGAUAACAACUCCACUAAAACACAACAAGGAGCUUCAAAUACAUUUAAAUGCGGAUUGUGUAACAGAUACCUUUCACAGAAAUCUCCUUGGGGAUCUCGGUCCAUCCUAAGAAACCGAGAUAUGCCUGUCACAGGUGUCCUUCCAUGUCAACACGUCUUUCACGCGGAAUGUCUUGAUCAAUCAACUUCAAAGGCUCAGCGCAAUGACCCACCUUGUCCAAUAUGCACCAAACAUGAAGGAGGAGAACACUUUAAACCACACAACAUUGCCCCGAGGCUUAAACCGCUUUGUGAAGAUGGGCCAUCUGCAAGACCAUGGGGCUGUGCUCAGGCCGGUGACUGUGUUGAAAAUGCUGUUAAUGUGCCGCCAAGAAACACCAUGAUGAUGAUAAACCGGAACCGGAUAAGGAAAAACCUCUCAUUGAGAGGAAACUCAAGCAAAGAUUCUCCAAGAAAAAUCAAGAAAAGCAACUCAUUUGCCAUGGAAAAUCUGCCGAAUCAAGCCUCGCUUGUACAAUCUAGAGGGAAAGAGAAAGCUUUAUGGUAG